This is a messenger RNA of Dioscorea cayenensis subsp. rotundata (Guinea yam), 3871 nucleotides long. RefSeq names its product actin cytoskeleton-regulatory complex protein PAN1-like. Gene Ontology annotation, molecular function: protein binding; calcium ion binding. Gene Ontology annotation, cellular component: intracellular membrane-bounded organelle; plasma membrane; cytoplasm. Bases 257 to 3442 code for a protein of 1061 amino acids. The record is from RefSeq and is a predicted model, not a curated record. Lineage: Eukaryota; Viridiplantae; Streptophyta; Magnoliopsida; Dioscoreales; Dioscoreaceae. The transcript has 13 exons. Gene Ontology annotation, biological process: endocytosis; endosomal transport.
ACCCGAUUCCCGUUACUUCUCCAUUCCUCGAUCGAUCGAAGAGCACCAUCAUCACCAUCAUCGAUGCGAGAUUUCCUAGAGGACCUUGUUCUCAAUCUGGAUCUCCACGUUGAUCCUGGUUCUUGAAUCUCUUGCGGUUCAUCUCUAUUUCUUUGAUCCUUGAAAGCUGCUUCUUCUCGAUGCCUUUCAGCUGCUUAGGGUUCACAGUUCGGAGCUGAUUCUUGGGUUUUUUUUGGGGGGAAUUAUCUCAUUGGUAAUGGCUGCAGCUCCGAACAUGGAGAAGUUCGAGUCUUACUUUGUGAGAGCGGAUUUGGAUCGAGAUGGGAGAAUCAGCGGGCAAGAAGCAGUUGCCUUUUUCCAGGGAUCGAAUUUGCCCAAACAGAUAUUAGCUCAGAUCUGGAUGCAUGCCGAUCAGAAUCGAACUGGUUUCCUUGGACGGACAGAGUUUUACAAUGCAUUAAGGCUUGUGACUGUGGCGCAAAGUGGGCGAGAACUAACGGCAGAUAUCGUGAAGGCAGCACUAUAUGGUCCUGCUGCAGCUAAAAUUCCUGCACCACAGAUAAAUCCUGUCAUAGCGCCUGCAGCUCAGAUGAAUCCUGCUGCCAUUCGGGCACCACAAAUAAAUCCUGUUGUGGCAUCUGCAACACAGAUGAAUCCUGCUAUCAUUUCUGCACCACAGUCCAAGCCUGUGGCUUUACCUUCCACACAAAUGGGUCGGAUUGGCACAGCACCUGCAUCAUCUCAAUCUCCUGCUUUGCAAGGGCCGCAGGCAUUUCCUAGUAUGGGUGCAAACCAACAAUUUUUUUCUACUGAUAACCUUCGGAUGAGACAACCUCAACCUGGAGCGUCUGUGCCCUCAAUGCAGGGGCAAGUGGCUAGUCAAGUCGGAAGCACUGUAGCUGGUCCACUCCUUCCUGGGUCAAACACUGCAAAUCUAUCAACUAAUUGGCUUGGUGGUAUCACUGGCAGUUCAGUUGGGGGGUCUUCACAACUUCAGAUCAGAGGCAAUACUCCCUCAGUAAACCAUGAUGGGUUCAGACCAGAACUAUCUGUCACAACACCUGCAAUGACCCCUAAGGCAACACCACCAGCUCAAACAUCUUCAGUUCCACCAAAACCUCAGGAUUUACUCCAGUCAUCAUUCCAACCAACUUCUAAGGAUUCAAAAGCUUCGGUUUCUUCUGGAAAUGGGUUUCCUUCUGAUUCACUUUUUGGUGGUGAUGGUUUCUCUGCCAUGCCCCAGCCCAAGAAGGAUGUAUCUAAUGCUGUUUUUUCUUCAAUUGGUAUGUCCAACUCAUCAGGUAUUGCCCCAGUGGCUUCUGGAUCUCAAAAUUCCAUUAAAGCAGGACAACUCAAUCCAUUGCAGCAAGCUUCAGCAGCACCAUUUGGUGGUAGUCAGCCACAACAAACUCAAGGAAUAGUUAAGCCAAACCAGUUCAAUAUCAUGCAGAGUACUGCUCUGAAUACAUCAAAUGUUUCAGUUGGACCUCUUAGUUCUGCUUCGAAUGAAUCCCAGCAGGCAUGGCCAAAAAUUACUCAAUCUGACGUACAGAAGUACACUCGAGUUUUUGUGGAGGUAGAUAAAGAUAGAGAUGGAAAAAUUACUGGUGAACAGGCACGCAAUUUGUUCCUGAGUUGGAGGCUUCCUAGAGAAAUUUUGAAGCAGGUGUGGGACUUGUCUGAUCAGGACAAUGACAGCAUGCUUUCCUUGAGGGAGUUUUGCACUGCUCUCUACUUGAUGGAGCGUUAUCGUGAAGGACGCACCCUUCCAUCUACACUUCCAAACAGUCUCAAGUAUGAUGAUACUCUUUUGCGUGCCACUGGCCAACCUUCAUUGUCAUAUGGUGGUCCAACUUUUCAACCAAGCACUGGCUUAUCUCAGCAAGGGAUGCCUGGAUCACAUCCUGUUUUCCCUACUUCUGGAUUGAGGCCGCCUUUACAAAAUUCAGUUUCUUCUCAGAUUGAUGGAAGGCAACAGCCUCACCAAAAUUCAAGCAGGAUAGCAGCAAACCAGCACUUUAAAGAGCAGGGGGCACUGAAUGCAAAUUCCCAGGAGCCAACCGAUGCAGACAAAAAAGUCCCAGAAUUAGAGAAGGAGAUCCUAGAUUCUAAAGAGAAGAUUGAAUUUUACCGCAACAAGAUGCAAGAACUUGUUCUUUACAAAAGUAGGUGUGACAAUAGGCUUAAUGAGAUCACAGAGAGGGCUUCUGCUGAUAAACGUGAGGUUGAAUCUUUGGGGAAAAAAUAUGAGGAGAAGUACAAGCAAGUUGGAGAUGUCGCUUCAAAAUUGACUGUGGAAGAGGCCAGAUAUCGGGACAUUCAGGAGAGAAAAAUGGAGCUGCACAAUGCAAUAAUUAAGGUGGAACAAGGUGGAAGCGCGGAUGGUUUGCUUCAGGUUCGUGCAGAUCGUAUACAAUCUGAUCUAGAGGAGCUAGAGAAAGCUCUGAAUGAACGUUGCAAGCAACAUGGUGUGGAUGUGAAGCCUACGACGACGAUUAAGCUUCCUUUUGGUUGGCAACCUGGUGUACAAGAGGGAGCCAUGGAUUGGGAUGAGGAUUGGGAUAAAUUUGAAGAUGAAGGAUUUACUCUUGAAAAUGAGGUUAAUAGUGAACUGGAAAAUGCUGUGGCGAAUGCAAAACCCAAGUCUCCCGCUGAAUGGGAUGCGGCUACAGAUGAGGUCUCCUCUGUUGCAUCAUCAAGAUAUACUAAUGGCAAGGUUGAUAAACCUUUUAGACCUGGUGAGCCAAUAAUUGAUGAAUCAGUUUACGCUCAGAGUGAAGGAUCGACAUGGAGCCCUCAUGGCAGUCCUGGAAGAAGUGCAUUAGGAAGUCCAUCUCGAGAGUUCCACUCUACAUUUUCCCCACGCACUAAAGAAAGCAGUAGUGAACAUCUUGGCGCCGAAUCCACAGUUUCUGGGGAUAAAUUUUUUGAUGAACAAUCAUGGGGAGCAACUUUUGAUGCUAAUGAUGAUGUGGACUCAGUCUGGGGCUUUAAUUCCACAACCACCAAGGACAUUGACCAUGAGAGGACUGGCCAGAGCUCUUUCUUUGGGUCGCAUGAUUUUGGUCUAAAUCCGAUAAAUGUAUCUUCCCCAAGUGCAAGCAGCGUUGCCGGAAAGGAGAAGAGCUCGAUCUUUGCUGAUUCUGUCCCAAGUACUCCACUAUUCAACUCCAGCUCACCACCUGGCUUCAAUGAAAGACGAGAUGACCAUUCCUUAGACAGUUUUAGCCGCUUCGAUUCUUUCAGUAUGAAUGACAGUGGAUUUUUCUCUCAGAGAGAGACUCUCACAAGGUUUGACUCAAUUAGCAGCACCAGAGAUUCUGAUCACAAUCGAGGUUUUCCAUCAUUCGAUGACGCAGACCCCUUUGGAUCAUCGGGGCCAUUUAAAUCUUCAGCAAGUCACAGUCCAAAGCGAGAUUCCGGCAGCUGGAAUGCGUUCUAGUAGGAAAUUCGCUCUUACAGUGUGUUUUGUUGGCGAUGCGAUUAAUUUCAGAAAAUGUGCCUUCCCGAAGUUAACUGAAAGCUUGGCUCAAGUCUUCGUGCUAAAGUUUGUGCCAUUAAGUGUCCUGCAAACUUGCCAUGGUAAUGUGUUUGUGAUUAUUAUCUUGUGUGCAGAAUUUUCGACUAUUUUUUUUAUUUUAUUGUUCUGAGAGUUUUCUUUUCGGAUUAGUAGAAAUUCAUUGGAAAUUCACGUAUUCUGUAUUUCGUAUCAAUGUAAAAUGGUGGUGAUGAGAGAUUUGGCUGAGUUGUUUUCAUGCCUGUUGAAAUACUAAAAUGUAAAUGUUGAUCCUUUGCUCUUGGUAAGCUAUUGUCAUCUGCAAGGGAUUAUAUCAUUUACAUGAUUCUGUUAAUAUGCCUUUGUGUGGAUUUA